Molecule: messenger RNA, 510 nt
Organism: Knipowitschia caucasica
Lineage: Eukaryota; Metazoa; Chordata; Actinopteri; Gobiiformes; Gobiidae
Source: the annotation of a GenBank genome assembly
AUGCCAAAACCGCCUAAAGCUAACGAGACUGGAGAAAGUAGCCUAACCUCGGGGAAUACCGCUGUACUACAAGCCAUUGACGCUCUGAAAUCGGAGUUACUUUCUAAAAUUGACGACAAAGCAGAAAUGCAGAAAAAUGAGCUGGCCAAACAAAUACGUAGUUUGAGAGACGAGGUGAAGGCGUCUAUUGAGCAGGCUAACAACAGAGUUAGCAUGCUGGAGGAGCGCAUGGCUAGCUUGGAGGAGGGGACCAACACGUGCUCUGAUGGCGUAACGGAGUUGGAGCAACAGGUGGCUGAACUAAAACAUCAAAUCUUGAGCCUGACAGAGAAAACUGAAGAUUUGGAAGCGAGAUCCAGAAGAGAUAAUUUGCGUAUUUUUGGGAUAAAGGAAGGCCGUGAAGGUGGUGCGAAAGUGAGCACGUUCAUUGCUGAACUCCUGCAACAUGUCCUGAAUCUGGCAACCCCUCCGGUGAUUGACAGGGCACACCGCUAUCCCCUGCCUUUGUAA